AUGAUAGACGACUUGCUUAUAACAUCAUUGUACAUUUGUGAUUUAACUCUUCACGUAAUUAUUUGCAGAUCAAGUAAUCUGAAAAGUCUUGGACUUUCAAUCUAUGAACCAAUGACGAACAAAGGAGUUAUGAACGGGAUCGCAAAAUUUCCAUUGCUUGAAACCCUCGAGGUCUUUCACUCAUCGCUUAAACUGGAUUUGAAAGCUAUAGGCCACGUUUGCCCACAGCUAAAGACAUUGAAGCUAAACUCCUUAUGCUGCCCAGGGCCGGCCCAUGGCAAUUAUGCCAUAAGCCAGUUAGGCGACAUGCCCCCUCUCGUCGAAUGUGAUGAUGAUGCUCUAGCAAUCGCUGAAAGCAUGCCCAAACUACGCCACCUCCAGCUUAUGGGGAACGGACUAACCAAUACAGGCUUGAAUGUCAUUCUCGACCGCUGUCCUCACCUGGAACACCUUGAUGUACGCAAGUGUUUCAACAUGAACCUUGUCGGGAAUCUUGAGAAGCGAUGUUUGGAGAGGAUCAAAGAGUUGAGACGCCCCGGUGACUCAACCGCCGAUUACCCAUAUAAUAUCGGUGUGUCAGUUAUGCUUCAGAUCAUGAUUUCAUGCCGAUUCUAUCCGAGUCACAGGGUUGCUUCUUGAUGGUCUUGUCAACUUAUUAACUCGAUCAUGUCUCCUCUUUUCUCUAUGAUGCCAGUGACUAUUAUUGGUAUUAGAUACUGAAUCUUUCUGAACAAUGCAGAGAACAUGUGGUUUUUGUUGGUUUUGUCAACUUAUGAACUUGUUCAUGUCUCCUCUUAUUUUCUCUGUCCUUUUAUUUCCUUCUUAACUUUUUAAGCUUUGAGCGCGUGAUUGUAGCUCGCUAAAUGCAGUGGUUUUUCAUAA
Molecule: messenger RNA, 882 nt
Organism: Arabidopsis lyrata subsp. lyrata
Lineage: Eukaryota; Viridiplantae; Streptophyta; Magnoliopsida; Brassicales; Brassicaceae
Product: putative F-box protein At4g05475
Exons: 2
Coding region: 1-639 (212 amino acids)
Source: RefSeq, a predicted model, not a curated record